AUGAAGGAAUUGGAUCACAAUGAAGCUCUUCGGCUGUUUUGUUGGAAUACCUUCAAAAAUGAAGAACCUAACCAAGGUUUUGCAGAACUCACAGAAAAAUUUUUGCAUUAUGCUGGGGGCCUUCCAUUGGCUUUAAAAGUGCUGGGGUCAUAUUUACGUAAAAGAGAAGAAAUUAAAUUUUGGGAAGAUGCUCUAGAAAAGUACAAAAGAAUUCCUCCCGAUAAUAUUCAAGACAAGCUUAGAAUAAGCUAUGAUGGUUUGGAAGAAAGUGAAAAGAAAAUUUUCCUGGGCAUUGCAUGUUUCUUUGCAGGGAGGCGUAAAGAAUAUGUUACUAACAUACUUGAUGGUUGUUGUGGUUUCUUUCCCCAUGCUGAUAUUCAAAUACUAAGGGAGAAGUGUCUCAUAACUAUUGAUGAGUAUGACACAAUAAACAUGCAUGAUUUACUCAAAGUUAUGGGCAAAGAAAUUGUUCGUAAAGAGUCAAACAAAGAUCCUGGAAAAUGCACUUGGUUGUGGUUUCAUGAAGAUGUUCGUUAUGUACUUGAACAAAGUAAGGAAACAAACAAAAUUGAAGGCAUACUGAUAGACUUGCAUGAAAAGAAGGGUUUGAUACACUUGAGUCUAGGGGUGUAA
Messenger RNA from Carya illinoinensis, 633 nucleotides. Its product is annotated as disease resistance protein RPP2B-like. Bases 1 to 633 code for a protein of 210 amino acids. Gene Ontology annotation, biological process: defense response. NCBI's taxonomy places the organism in Eukaryota, Viridiplantae, Streptophyta, Magnoliopsida, Fagales, Juglandaceae. Gene Ontology annotation, molecular function: ADP binding. The record is from RefSeq and is a predicted model, not a curated record. The transcript has 2 exons.